Messenger RNA from Saitoella complicata NRRL Y-17804, 2084 nucleotides. Its product is annotated as polyadenylate binding protein. The record is from RefSeq and is a predicted model, not a curated record. The transcript is spliced from 2 exons. Gene Ontology annotation, cellular component: ribonucleoprotein complex. NCBI's taxonomy places the organism in Eukaryota, Fungi, Ascomycota, Saitoellomycetes, Saitoellales, Saitoellaceae. Gene Ontology annotation, molecular function: RNA binding. The coding region runs from base 131 to 2071 and encodes 646 amino acids.
CCUCUUCCCCCCUUCAGAAAAUCAAAAAAAAGCCUUCCGAAGAAAGCCCUUUAACUAGGUUCUUUCUCUCGUAUCAGCUGCCUCAGUCCUCCGAGAAAACCCAAAAAAAAAAAGUUACAUUACAUAGACGAUGUCCGACGUCGCCGAACAGACCCCCGCCGUUGAGGCUCAGGCUCAGGAGCAGGUUGCUGCCACCUCCCCCAAGGUUGAGGAGGCCACUCCUACCCAGUCCGCUGAGGCGCCGGCCGCCCAGUCCUCGAGCGUUACCUCCCCCAGCGCUUCGCUUUACGUUGGUGAGCUCGAGCCCACCGUGACCGAGGCUAUGCUCUUCGAGUUGUUCAACUCCAUCGGUCCCGUCGCCUCCAUCCGUGUCUGCAGGGAUGCCGUUACCAGGAAGUCUUUGGGAUAUGCCUACGUCAACUAUCACUCCACCGCUGAUGGUGAGCGUGCUCUCGAGGAGCUCAACUACACUUUGAUCAAGGGUCGUCCCUGCCGUAUCAUGUGGUCCCAGCGUGACCCUGCCCUCCGCAAGACCGGUGCCGGUAACGUCUUCAUCAAGAACCUCGACGCCGCUAUUGACAACAAGGCCCUCCAUGACACAUUCUCUGCUUUCGGUAACAUCCUUUCCUGCAAGGUCGCCACCGACGAGAUGGGCAACUCCAAGGGUUAUGGUUUCGUUCACUACGAGGCCGCCGAGUCCGCUGAGAACGCCAUCAAGCACGUUAACGGCAUGUUGUUGAACGACAAGAAGGUCUUCGUCGGUCACCAUGUCAGCAAGAAGGAGCGUCAGUCCAAGUUCGAGCAGAUGAAGGCCAACUUCACCAACGUCUUCGUCAAGAACAUCGACUCCGAGGCCAACGAGGAGGAGUUCGCCGCUUUGUUCGAGCCCUUCGGCAAGAUCACCUCUUCGUCCUUGGCCAAGGAUGCUGAGGGUAAGGCCCGUGGUUUCGGUUUCGUCAACUUCGAGUCUCACGAGGAGGCCACCAAGGCCGUUGAGUCCCUCAACGACUCCGACUUCAAGGGCAAGAAGCUCUACGUCGGUCGUGCCCAGAAGAAGCAUGAGCGUGAGGAGGAGCUCCGCCGCCAGUACGAGCAGGCUAAGAUUGAGAAGAUGAACAAGUACCAGGGUGUCAACCUCUUCAUCAAGAACCUUGAGGACGACGUCGAUGACGAGAAGCUCCGCCAGGAGUUCUCCGUCUACGGUAGCAUCACGUCCGCCAAGGUCAUGAAGGACGACAAGGAGAAGUCCAAGGGAUUCGGAUUCGUCUGCUUCUCUUCCCCCGAUGAGGCUACCAAGGCUGUCACCGAGAUGAACUCCCGCAUGAUCGGCACCAAGCCCCUCUACGUUGCCCUCGCGCAGCGCAAGGACGUCCGCCGCCAGCAGCUCGAGGCCCAGAUUGCUGCUCGCAACCAGAUCCGCAUGCAGCAGCAGGCUGCCGCUGCCGGUAUGGGUCAGGGACCUUACCCCGGACCUAACGGUGUUCCCCCCAUGUUCUACGGUCAGGCCCCGCCUCCUCAGUUCGGCCCGAUGGGCGGUAUGCCCCGUGGUCCCUUCCCUCCCCAGGGAAUGCCUCGUGGUCCCCGCUGGCAGAACGGUGCCCCCAUGCCCCCCAUGCCCUACGGCAUGCCUCCUCCCCAGUUCGGUGGAUACCCUCCCCGCGGUAACCAGCGUGGCCCCAUGCCCGGUAUGCCCCGUGGUGGACCCAUGGGUGGCCCCCGCGGUCCUUACCGCAACAACGAGCCCCAGCAGCCCGCUGAGAUCUCCCAGGCUCCCAAGAUCACCGAGGAGUCCCUCGCCGGUCUCCCCAUCGAGCAGCAGAAGCAGGUUCUCGGUGAGGCUAUGUACCCCAAGAUCGCCGCCCAGCAGCCUGAGCUCGCUGGUAAGAUCACUGGUAUGUUGUUGGACAUGGAGAUCCCCGAGUUGGUUUCCCUCGUCGAUGAUGACGCUCAGUUGAACGCUAAGGUUGAGGAGGCUUUGACUGUCUUGAAGGAGUACCAGGCCCAGCAGGACCCUACUGAGGCCCCCGCCGUUGAGGGUGAGGAGGCUGCUGAGGAGAAGACCGAGGCUUAAACGCACAAAACUG